CACCGUCGUCGUCGUUGAGGUGAUUUAAACGUGAUUGAAGCAGCAAGAUUGAAGUGUGUCCAAAUUUUACGGGGUUAUCGUGCUGAAGAAAAUUGAAUCAUAUUGAGGUCAAGUGUGGAGUGAUGGCGUUCCGCAGAAUCGCCCGCAUCUGCUGGCAGCAGCAACUUACGAGCACAAGCCAUAGUGUUCCCCGACGCAUUCUAACGGUAGCAUCCGGAAGUGCAAUCGAUAGACGGCGGAUCAGUUCCAGCUCGACGGUUGGGGAAAAGUUGGCCACGGCUACCAAAGCGGUCCAGAAGCACGACUGGAACCGGGCCGUAAGCGAGGCGGAGAAGAUCGUGGGCUACCCGACGUCUUUUCUCAGUCUGCGCUGGCUGCUUAGCGACGAGAUAGCAAAUGUAGCGCUUCAUCUGCGCAAACUGGUUGGCAGCAAUCAUCCGUUGCUGAAAACGGCCAAAACACUGAUUUACAACGACAAGAAUCAGCAAGCCUGGGGACUGAUCGUGCUGUUGGUGUCCAAGGCCGCUGGCCAUGCGGAUUCCAUUCCGGAUAUGGAACAGGACAAAAGUGCCGGAGUGCUGCAUUCCCAACGAGCGCUGGCCGAAGUUACGGAGAUGAUCCGGACGUCGCAUCUGAUCCACCAGGGGAUGAUCAAUUUACAAGCGAUGGACAAUGCUGGCAAUGAUCUGAGCGGAGAUAGUGAAAUGAUAUUCGGUAACAAAAUGGCACUGCUUGGAGGAGAUUACCUGCUGGCGAAUGCCAGUCAACAGAUUGCUUCUUUCAGAAACCAAGAUUUGAACAUGCUCAUUUCGUCGGCCUAUCGAGAUUUGGCUGAAUCCAACUUCAUCGGGGACCGAGAUGAACAGAACUACCCACUUCCAUCCAGACCGGAUUCAGAGGUGGGUGGAAAGUCUUCAGCGGACUGCACCCUGGAAGAGCUCGGUUUCGGGGACCUAGAAGACAACACCCAACCAAUGAGGAUGGAAAAUGCCAUGGGCAAUCCCGAGAAGGAAUGGUCCCUGCGGCACGUGCUUGGCGGGGGAAGCCUUCUCGGAAAGAGCUGUCAGGGUGCACUGAUGUUGGCUGGACAGCCGGAAGAACUGCAAAAACAAGGCUACCUAUUCGGCAGGCAUCUCUCAUUGGCGUGGCAAGCCUGCAUCGAUUUGCAGCCGUUCCUCUCCAGCAGUUUGCCCCUGGGAGCUCAAUUCAGUCUGGUCUCGGCGCCCGUACUUUUUCACCUGGAGUACGAGCCCAGCAUCUACGAAGAGCUGGAAAAAGGCAGCAGUUCGGUUGACGAAAUUGAUUACCGAAAUCUGCACCGGGCCAUCGGAACCGGACCGGGACUGGAACGGACGAAAAACCUCAUGAGGAAGCACAGCCAUGCGGCAAUGCAGGUGCUGGAUCGAUUGCCUCCGUCCGAUGCGCGAACGGCUCUACAGAAUAUCAUUCUGGCCAUGCAGGAGCUGUAAGAGACGGAAACGCAUUCUCGCUGCGUGCGUGCGCGCACGCGCGCGUUUGUGUGUGUGUGUGUGUGUGUGUGUGUGUGUGUGUGUGUGUGUGUGUGUGUGUGUGUGUGUGUGUGUGUGUGUGUGUGUGUGUGUGUGUGUGUGUGUGUGUGAGA
Messenger RNA from Ochlerotatus camptorhynchus, 1621 nucleotides. RefSeq names its product all trans-polyprenyl-diphosphate synthase PDSS2-like. The record is from RefSeq and is a predicted model, not a curated record. Gene Ontology annotation, biological process: isoprenoid biosynthetic process; ubiquinone biosynthetic process. Gene Ontology annotation, cellular component: mitochondrion; transferase complex. Lineage: Eukaryota; Metazoa; Arthropoda; Insecta; Diptera; Culicidae. Gene Ontology annotation, molecular function: prenyltransferase activity. The transcript has 3 exons. Bases 123 to 1469 code for a protein of 448 amino acids.